This is a messenger RNA of Arachis stenosperma, 2136 nucleotides long. RefSeq lists its product as uncharacterized. The coding region runs from base 1 to 2136 and encodes 711 amino acids. NCBI's taxonomy places the organism in Eukaryota, Viridiplantae, Streptophyta, Magnoliopsida, Fabales, Fabaceae. The transcript is spliced from 3 exons. The record is from RefSeq and is a predicted model, not a curated record.
AUGCUGAAGCUAGACAUCCCAAGAGUCCCAUACCCUCAGCAGUUGAGGAAGAAGGGGGAUGACAACCAAUUCUUGAGAUUUUUGGAAAUCUUCAAGAAACUACAAAUCAACAUACCUUUUGCUGAAGCAAUAGAACAAAUGCCACUCUACGCCAAGUUUUUAAAGGAGCUAAUGACUAAGAAGAGAAGCUGGAAGAACAACGAGACUGUGAUACUAACCGAAGAAUGUAGUGCUAUCAUUCAGCAUAAGCUGCCCCAGAAAUUGAAAGAUCCUGGGAGAUUCCAGAUCCCUUGUAUUAUAGGGAAAAUCACAGUAGAGAAGGCUUUAUGUGACUUAGGAGCUAGCAUCAACUUGAUGUCAGUAGCUAUGAUGAGGAAGAUGAAGAUUGAGGAGGCUAAACUAACAAAAAUGGCCUUACAACUGGCAGACCGAUCGUUCAAGUUCCCUCAUGGCGUAGUAGAAGAUUUACUGGUGAAAGUGGGAUAUUUCAUAUUCCUGGCAGACUUUGUAGUGCUGGAUAUGCAAGAGGAAGCCAAGGCCUCCAUCAUCUUGGGAAGGCCGUUCUUAGCCACUGCUGGAGAUGUCAUUGAUGUCCAAAAGGGUGAUCUCACCCUGAGAUUACACAAUGAAAAGAUGACAAUCAAUGUGUUCAAGGCCAUGAGUUACCCACCAGAACAAUUGGGGGAAUGUAUGAGGUUGGACUCACUUAAAGAGGAAGUGCAAGAGAGUUUUGAAGAGGAAGAACCUGAAGAGUUAACAGAGGAGGAGUCAACAUCUAGUGAAGAGGUUGCAACAACAGAGAUUCGCAUACAAGGUGCACAAAAGGAAGAGAAUGAAAAGAUAGAGGCACCCAAACUUGAACUCAAAGCACUGCCACCCACUCUCAAAUAUGCAUACUUAGGAAAGAAUGAAAGUUACCCAGUAAUCAUAAACUCAUCCCUCAGCCAAGAUCAAGAGGAUGAACUACUCCAAGUAUUGCAAAAGCAUAAGGAUGCCAUUGGAUGGACCCUCGCUGACCUGAAGGGAAUCAGUUCAGGCAUAUGCAUGCACAAGAUACUGUUGGAAGAUGAUGCCAAACCAUCCAUUCAAUCCCAAAGGAGGCUUAACCCAAUCAUGAAGGAAGUGGUACAGAAAGAAGUUAUGAAAUUAUGGAAGGGAGGAAUAAUCUACCCGAUCUCAGACAGCCCCUGGGUCAGCCCCGUGCAUGUCGUGCCCAAAAAAGGAAGAAUCACUGUAGUCCCCAAUGAGAAGAACGAACUAAUUCCUACCAGGACCGUCACAGGAUGGAGGAUGUGCAUAGACUACCGAAAACUCAAUGAGGCUACACGAAAGGAUCAUUUCCCCCUCCCAUUUAUGGAUCAGAUGUUGGAAAGACUCGCAGGACACGCUAGCAUUCGAGAAUUUAAAAAAAAAAGAUUGUCCUCUGCUCCUAUCAUUUCUCCACCUGAUUGGAACUUACCCUUUGAAUUGAUGUGUGAUGCAUCUGAUUUUGUAGUUGGAGCAGUGUUAGGGAAAAGGAAAGAUAACUUAGUCCAUGUGAUAUACUAUGCUAGCAAAGUCUUCAAUGAUGCUCAAAGAAACUAUACCACUACUGAAAACGAGUUGCUAGCAAUAGUUUUUGCAUGUGACAAGUUCAGAUCAUACCUCAUUGGUGCAAAAGAAUUCAAUAUUGAAAUCAGAGAUAAGAAAGGAGUGGAGAACAAGGUAGCAGAUCACCUAUCCAGAAUCCGUCAUGAGGAAGGUGGAACACAUGAUACAAGUGUGAACAAGCUCUUCCCUGAUGAGCAAUUGAUGACAAUUCACAAAGCACCAUGGUUUGCAGACAUUGCCAACUUCAAGGCAACCGGGGCCCUACCGCCAGGGAUCAAUAAACAUCAAAAAAGAAAGCUCAUAAAUGAUGCAAAAUAUUUUGUCUGGGAUGAGCCAUAUCUCUUCAAGAAGUGUUCAGAUGGAAUCCUUAGAAGAUGUGUCUCGGAAGAAGAAGGACGAGAGGUUCUAUGGAAUUGCCACAGCUCAUGCUAUGGAGGCCAUUUUGGAGGGGACAGAACUGCAGCAAAGGUGUUACAAAGUGGAUUCUUUUGGCCCACCAUUUUCAUGGAUGCCAAAGAACUAGUAAAGAGCUGCAAUGAAUGCUAA